Salvia miltiorrhiza (redroot sage) is the source of this 3067-nucleotide messenger RNA. RefSeq lists its product as uncharacterized. The transcript has 3 exons. Lineage: Eukaryota; Viridiplantae; Streptophyta; Magnoliopsida; Lamiales; Lamiaceae. The record is from RefSeq and is a predicted model, not a curated record. Gene Ontology annotation, molecular function: zinc ion binding; nucleic acid binding. The coding region runs from base 605 to 3067 and encodes 820 amino acids.
UUUUCACGAGAUAUUUAUUUUUUUUACGAGAUAUUUAUUUAGCGAAUACUGAGCGAUUAUUACAGUUUUCAUAAUACAACCCGGAAGAUAUUUUUUUAUCUACACCUACCCACCAUUUCCACCCACUCUCCCCACUCACACUUUCCACUCUCCCCACUCACACUUCGCACCAUACUUUGCCCCCCACCAAAAUAAACUUUAGCCAUAAUACUCAUUCCCUUCCACUCACCAUUUCUCCUACAUACCAAGGAACAAGUGCAGAGGUAAGAACUGCAAUCAUAAUUUCAUAAUUUAAUUCUUACAACCUUCAGCAACUCCCAAGCUCUCUCUCUAAAAAAAAAAACGCCACUGCCCAUGUAAGUUUGGAACUUUGAAAUUCUUUCAUUUUUUCCUUGUCUCUCUUGCAAAUUUUGAAUAAAGCAACAUCUGAAAUUCUUGUACAACUCCAUUCACAGAACUCCAUUCACAGAAGUUUAGUAAACAACAACAAAUACAACAACAAACACCAGCCGAAACCUCAUCAAAAGGCUUUGAGCAUCAGGAGGAUUAGCACUGCUAUUCCGAUUCAGAGAUAAGGUUAAACGACAGGCUUUGCCUAGACAGAAUGGAAGACGCACCAAGAAGACGCGGUAGGGGACGAGGACGUGGUCGUGGUCGUGGACGCGGCAGGGGAUUCAUCCCUGAAGAGCCAAUCCAACAAGUAGCACCAAAUCGUACUGCUGAAGAGAAGUUUCGCAAGGAAAAACCUCCAACAUUUGACGGGCUGGGCGAUCCAACAGACGCCGAAAAGUGGAUUAGGGCCAUAGAGCGUAUCUUUAACUACAUCCGUUGCGAGGACGAAGACAAAGUAACUUGUGCAACCUACCAACUGGUGGAUGAAGCCGACUUCUGGUGGGAAUCUGUGAGGCGCACAAUGACUGAGGAACAGUGGGAAAAUUUCACUUGGGAAGAUUUCAAGACUGAAUUAUACGAGAAGUACAUACCGGGAUGCUAUAGACAAAAGAAGCAGAAUGAGUUCUGGAAUCUGAAGCAGAGGGCUGGGACAGUUACUGAGUACGAUAGAGCCUUCAAUCAGCUAUCAAGAUAUGCUCCGACGCUGGUGGACACUGAUGAGAAACGUGCAGAAAAAUUUAGGAAUGGACUGCGCCAUGAGAUAUCAAUCUCCCUAGCAAGCCAGGGAGGUCUCACCUACGCACAAACUUUGAGCAGGGCUCUCACCAUUGAGUCAUUGCUACCAAAGGAAAAAGGGAAAGCUCCGGGACAGUCUGGAUUCGUACCACCUCAAGAUGGUGGUAAAGGAAAAAGAAAGUGGAACGAGGGAACUGGAGGAAACCCCGGGAAUGGAAAUGGAAAGAAGCCGUGGGCUGCUAACCAAAAUCAGAAUCAACGUCAGAAUCAACAGCCGCAAGCAAUGGGACGACCACUCUGCCCAAAGUGUCAGCGACCUCAUUCAGGGGAAUGCCUGAAAGGAAUGAAUAUAUGCUAUAGAUGUGGGGAAACUGGGCACUAUGCUUCAGUAUGUCCGAAGAAGAACGGAGGAGCACCUCAACAGCAAAACCCCAAAAAUCAACAGCGACAAAAUCAGGGCCCUGGAGGACAACGGGGACAGCCACAGAAUGCUAGGGCCUAUGCCCUUAACCAAAAUCAAGCAGCAGGAAACCAAGGAAACUUGGCAGGUAUGAUUAAUGCUUUCGACGUGCCGAUUAUAGCUUUGUUUGAUACUGGAGCGUCCCACUCUUUCAUUUCACAUGCUGCUUGUAAGAGAUUAGAACUGGCUCCACAAUUGGCUGAGAUAACUUUAGAAGUUAACACCCCUGGUAAUGGAAUAUUGACUGCUAAGGACAUUAUCUCGAACUUAGAGCUGAACAUAGGUGCUGAAACAUUUAAGGCAGAUUUGUAUGUCAUCACUAUGAUAGAGUUUGACAUAAUCCUAGGGAUGGACUGGCUUACUCAAGUCGGUGCCACGAUACUGUGUAGCGAGAGAAAGAUCUCUUUCCAAUCCGCUGGAAAGGAGAAGGCAAGUUUUCAUGGCAUAAGAAUGGGAGGAAGAGUACCAGUGAUUUCGGCGAUGAAGGCCACAAAGAUAAUGAGAACGGGAGAAUGUCAGGCUUUUCUGGUCAGUUUGACAGGAGAACAUGAAGUAAAGAAAACGAUCGAAGAAGUUCCAGUGGUGCGAGAAUUCAAAGAUGUUUUUCCCGAAGAAUUGCCCGGUAUGCCACCGAACAGACAACUAGAAUUCACGAUUGAUCUAGAACCCGGGGCAGCACCAGUGUCAAAGGCACCAUACAGAAUGGCCCCGCCAGAGUUACAAGAAUUGAAAGUGCAACUACAAGAACUGUUGGAUCUAGGUUUCAUACAGCCUAGCGUGUCACCGUGGGGAGCACCAGUCUUAUUCGUCAAGAAGAAAGAUGGUUCACUAAGGAUGUGUAUCGAUUAUAGAGAAUUAAACAAGCUCACGAUAAAGAAUAGAUAUCCUCUUCCAAGGAUAGACGACUUGUUUGAUCAGUUGAAAGGAGCCGGUGUGUUUUCCAAGAUUGAUCUAAGAUCUGGUUACCAUCAACUCAAGAUGAAAAGAGAAGACAUUCCAAAGACAGCAUUUCGAACGCGUUACGGACAUUACGAGUUCACAGUGAUGCCCUUUGGAUUAACGAAUGCCCCAGCCGUUUUCAUGGAUUUGAUGAACCGAGUGUUCCAUCAAUAUCUCGAUAGUUUUGUCUUAGUGUUUAUUGACGACAUUCUCAUCUACUCUAAGACUGAAGAACAACACGAGGAGCACUUGCGCAUCGUACUCGAAACCCUGCGUAAUGAGAAAUUGUUUGCUAAAUUCAGCAAAUGCGAGUUUUGGUUGAGAGAAGUAAUGUUUCUCGGUCACAUCGUGUCGACUGAAGGAAUCAAAGUAGACCCCGCCAAGGUCGAAGCAGUCAAGGAAUGGAAGGCACCAUCAAAUGUCAAUGAGAUCAGGAGUUUCCUCGGUCUAGCAGGUUACUACAGAAGAUUCAUCGAAGGAUUCUCGAAAUUGGCUAGGCCAAUGACUCAGCUUUUGAAGAAGGGGACUAAAUACGUUUAG